This is a messenger RNA of Marmota monax (woodchuck), 4876 nucleotides long. RefSeq names its product MIS18 binding protein 1 (gene Mis18bp1). The record is from RefSeq and is a predicted model, not a curated record. NCBI's taxonomy places the organism in Eukaryota, Metazoa, Chordata, Mammalia, Rodentia, Sciuridae. The transcript is spliced from 15 exons. The coding region runs from base 261 to 3407 and encodes 1048 amino acids.
UCCCAGACUGUUUUGGGUUAGAAGGAAGCUCGAGAGACAGGUGAGCGUCGCUCUGCGCCGCGCUGCUGCCCGCGGGUCCGCGGUGCUCCUGAGGCGCGAGCUCUGGGCUCCGGGUGCCCUCGGCGAGGAGCGGAGCUGGGGCUGCCGCACUCUGGCCCGCCGGGCCGUUCACCCAAGGUUUCUCUGGACACACUAUCCUGAAAAUUGUGCUUGAUUGGAUUUUCUGUUAGGGGGAUUUUGUUGCUACUGUCCUUAUCAAGAUGAUUACAACACCUUUAAAACAUCCAGGAAUUCAUUUGUCUUCAGAGACUUCUUCUCAAAAAAGAAAUAUGUCCAUGGAUGCAAUCUUUUUUGACAACAUUCCUUCAGGCACACUUACUCCUAUAAAAGAUUUGGUCAAAUAUCAGAAUUCCUCUUUAAAAUCUAAUGACCACAAAAAGAAUCAGUCUUUAGAAAUGACAACUCCUAAGAAUAAAAAUAUAUUUCAAUCUACCAUGCUAACAGAGGUUACUACAUCUAACAGUUGUCUUGAUAUCAGUGCUAUCAAGUCCAACAUGGAUGCAUUAAAAAGUAAAGCAAAUUAUGAAUCACCAGGAAAAAUAUUUCAAAGAAUGAAAGAAAAAGUACUGCGUGAUAAGCAAGAACAAGCAUCAAGAAACGAUAGUUUGUUGGAACCACCGAAAAGUGAAAAUCAUAAAAUCUUUACUCCUAAUAAAAAUGAAAAAAGACUAUUGCAGCAUACCUGCUUCUAUGAAGAAAAGGAAAAUAACUCGUUCUUAUCAGAUAACAAUUCACUAAGAGCCUCAGUUCAAGAAGUUCCUCUAGAAUCAUCAAAUAUUCUUCCCAUCAAACAAAAGAUUCAAGACCAGAAUGAAAAGAAAGCACAACUGCACAAUUUAACUUACGAACUUCCAAUUCUAAACCAAGAAAAUGUUUCAGUUGCAGAAGUAUCAAAUAAGGCAUUAAUUAGAGCUCAACUAACUAAACAAAUUCUGCACUCAAAAGAGAAUACAACUGGAACCACCAAUUCCAAAAAGGACACGUUUGUUUUAGAAGGCAAUGAUUCUGCUUAUGAAAAACUCCAAGAUACUAAUGCUGAGAUUCUUAAUACUAAUUGUGUUCCUAUUAAAAAUGGUAAUCAAUUAAUGGUUUCUGAUAGUGAAGUGAUAAAAGAUGGGACUUCACAAGAAGAAAUUAAGGAACAAAAUGAAAAGUCAGUGUCUAUAAUGACUAGCCUUCCAGGUUCCAUGAAUGAUACAUGUAAAAUUGUACUUGCAAGUCCAAGAUUACAUUUAACACUACCUCGGAAUUCAAAAAGAAAUAUUUCAAAGCUUUCUCCUCAAAGUGUAAUUCAAACUAUUAGAAAUGAAGUUAAAAAAAGUCAGGUAAUCCAGCUUCAAGAAUGGAUGAUUAAAGUCAUCAAUAAUAAUACUGCUAUAUGUGUAGAAGGAAAACUGAUAGACAUGACUAACAUAUAUUGGCACAGUAAUGUAAUUAUAGAUCGGAUUAAGCACAAUGAACUUAGGACUGUAUCAGGCAACAUUUAUAUAUUAAAAGGAUUGAUAGACAAGAUUUCCAUGAAAGAAGCAGGAUAUCCAUAUUAUCUCAUAAGGAAAUUUAUGUUUGGAUUUCCAGAAAAUUGGAAAGAAUACAUUGAUAAUUUUCUAGAGCAAUUAAGGGCUAAUGAAAAGAACAGGGAAGAGGCCAGAGAAGAACAGAAAACUGCAGGGUUUGACUCUGACAUACGAAAAUCAAGGAAAAAUGAUGCAGAAGAAAACCAAACAUAUGUCGUCCAAAAGGCCAGCACCACUUAUGACCUUGAUUGUGAUAAUUUGGAAAUGAAGAAUAUUAAGUGUAGUGGAUUGCCAGGACCUACAGAAAUAAACAAUGGCUAUAAUAAUUGUCAAAAUAAACCACCAAUUGACCAAGUAAAUAAUGCUAGUCAAAAUACAGGAGGAUCUUACUUUUCUAAGCAGGAAUUGAUUGGAAAUAAAGAAUAUAAAAAAUUGUCUUCAAAGAAACAUAAAAAUUGUGAAGAGAUAAAUAAAAGGAUAAUUAAAAAUCAGAAGCAAGAGAGAACUGAAGAAUCGGAUGUACCCAUUGAUAUUCUAACCUCAAGAGAACAGUUUUUCUUAGAUAAAGAAAGAAAAUCCAUGGCUGUCAAGCAGAAGGAAGCUUAUGUUUUAGUAACACCACUGAAAACUAAAACAUUGAUAGAGCAAAGAUGCAUGAAGUAUAAUCUGUCCUUUGAAACCAUUAAAGCAAUAACAAAUUCUGCAGUGCCAAAGCAUCAAGAAGAAACUUACAAGUCAGACUUAAACAAAACUGUAAGUCCCAUGAGUAUAUCCACUGAGAUUCUGGAAAAUACAUUUGAGUGUAGUGAGCAUCAUAAUAGUGAAAACAAGAAAAAUUGUGAUGAAUGUCAUUUACUCACUGUCAACCAGAAAAUAAAAACGCCUAGCCCUAAAAAUGAACAAAUGGUCACCUAUGACUUUAAGAAAAAUGCCGGGUCACUAUCAAAAUUGAAGAAAACUGAAAAUCAAGAAGCUAUGUGUUUUUACAAUCAUCAGUCAUCACUAAAUUUGUCAAGUGAAGAGAGUAAAAUUAAAAAGGAAAUUAGAAGGAAACCAGAAACAAGAAAUACCAAAGAAACAAUGGUUCAGCUGAGAAAAAGCACAAGAAAUUCCACAAGGACUAUCUCAGUGAUUUCAGAAUCUGAAACUGAGGAAGGUGAAAAUGAAUUUCAUAUUAAACAAAAGAAAGCUAGAUCUUCUGCUAAAGAAACUCUUCUGAAAUCUGGUGUUAGGAAUAAGCUUCCAAUUAUUGAGGGAAUGGGAUCCGAUGAAACUAACAGGCAUCCCUUAGAAUGUUUACCUUCAUUAAUUCAGGAUGACGAAUGGAAUGAAAAGGAAUCACAGAAACUUCAUUGUGCUUUUGCAUCUCUACCAAAGUACAAACCUGGUUUCUGGUCAGAUGUGGCUAAGGCAGUAGGUUCUCGAACUGCUAAGGAAUGCCAGAAGAAAUACCUGGAAGAUCCUCGAGGAAAAGGACACCAGAAACAUGUGAUUAAGAAAAAGCAAGCCAAUCCCAAAGGCCAAAAUGGUGAGAGAAAGAAUGAUAAAAAGCAGAAUAUUAAGAUAACUGCCAAAGUGGGAACUCUUAAAAGGAAACAACAAAUGAGGGAUUUUCUGGAACAGUUGCCAAAAGAUGACCAUGAUGAUUUUUUCAGUACAACACCUUUAAAAAAUCAAAAAAGAGUAUUGAGUCUUGCUAAGUUGCUGAGGCUGGCUUUGAACUUUGAUCCUCCUGCUUCUGCCCUCCAAAUCACUGGGAUUAGAAGUACUGUGGCACACACCUAUAAUCCCAGCAAACUCAGAAGGCUGAGGAAGGAAGAUCCCAAGUUUUGAGGCCAGCCUGGGAAACUUAAUGAGAUCUGGUCUCAAAUUUUUUAAAAAACAAGGGGCUAGGCUAAGUGGUAAAGCGCCACCUCCCCAUCCACCCCCUACCCCCGCCGCCCAGUUCAGUCCCCAGCAAUGCAGCAAUAAAUAAAUAAAUAAGCAAAUAAGUAAGUAAAUAAAUAAAUAUAAAAUAUGUAUAGGUAUAUAGAUGUGUAUAUCUACAUACCUUCUGUGUUAUAGACUUUUUAAAAAAAUUAGUUAAAAUGUUCACUGCUAACAAAAGGAAGUCUGAUAUUAAUAGUCAUAUAUCAGUAGAUACAUCAAUGGAUUCAUACCAUUCAGAAAGCAUAUUGUGGUAAUAUAUUACAAAAGCUAUAAAGGUAAAUUCUGUUCUUCAGAAUUCACCCUAAGAAAUUCAGAAGCUUAAAAUCUUUGCAAAUAAUCAUUCUGGGUUUAACUGUAUAGCAAAAACCUGGAAAUGAAUAUACAGUAAAUGUUUUUCAUAAGCAAUGAAAUACAGUGCAAAUAUGAAGUGCUAGUUUAAGAGUAUUUUAGAACCUAAAUGUUAAGUGUAUAUAGAUUAAUGUACAAAUACGUGGAUAUGGACAAUUGAAUUGAAUAAUGUAAUAACUGUAAUUUUUUCAGCUACCAGUUUCUUCAUAUUGUUUUCAAAUCAUCUUCUAAAAUUUAACAAGACUAGUACUCAGUGCUUUGCAGAAUCUAGUUACAACAUUAUUUCUGCCUCCUUUUUGCUUAUACAAAUUAUAGGAUACAUUUUAAGGGUGCCAUCUGAAGCCAUUACUGUGUUCCCUUCACAAUAUCAUGGUCCAAUAGAGGUUGUACCCUUUGUUAUCCCACCAUCGUUUCAUGCUCUGAAUACAUGUUUAGGACUAAAUACAAGAGUAACAACAUUAAAAAGAUAGAAAUGGAAAGUGAAUUAGCUCAUUUUCCAUGGCAUAGGUCUACUUUUUCUACAAUUUCAGUAUAAAGAUCUUUAACACUGCAUGAGUCCCUACUAAGAGCCAAGCACAGUUCAUUUUCAUUUUUAUUUUUAUUUUGUUUUUUCUACACCUAAAGUCAGCAAGCUGUGGGCCUUUUGGUCAAAUUCAGUUUAUCAUCUGUUUCACAGAGGUGCCGAUUUGUUUGCAUAUUAUAUGCAUCUGCUUUCAUAGUAGUGACACAUUUUAAGUAGGUGGGACAAAGCUGUGUAGGCCAUAAAUCCUAAAGUAUUUACCAUCUGACUGCAGAAAUCAUUUGCAUACUUCUAGUCAGCACAGCCUUUAGAAAUAGGUGUUACUGAAUCCAUUUUACAUGCAAACAAUUUCUUUUGUCUUUAGUGAUUCUGUCAUCAAUCUAGUACUCUUUUUAAUUAUCUAAUUUGGAAAAUUAUGAGGAGAAAAACACCAGUUCACUAAAAAUCAUCUUAUGAUAACGAAAAAAAUAUUUAUUUUUAUGUGUGCCUGCUGAAAAUAUUUGUU